AGGUGAAAAAGAAAGACACACAGAGGAGUGAGGAAAGUGAGAAAACAGUGAAAAAGGAAAGGAAAGUUAUAAUGCGUCCACCAGGAUUGCCUGUGUGAAAUGGAACUUGAGAGUCUCAGAGAGCGAAGGAUAGUUAAAGCAGAGAAAGGAGAUGAAUGGAGGAGGUGAAGGAAGGAAAAUAGGUGUAGGAGGGGAUGGAGAAGCAGCAUUCCUGACCGCACAGUUACAGAACAGGACGAGAAAGAAGUUAAUCUGAAAUCCAGAUGCCUUAAGGACCAGCAGAGGGUCAAACUAACGCACGCGCACACACACACACACACACACAAACACACACACACACACACAGAGAGAAAGCGCUCCAUCCCCUCUCCUGCUCUCUCGUUCACAGACCUCGGGAGCUCAUGGCUUAAACAUCCACAGGACUAAAACAUCAAUUGGAUACUUUUUUAAGCCUGUUUUUCUUGUAAAACUCUGACUUUCCAGCCUGCAGUGAAAACUAAAGGACUUGUUUUGAGUUCUAGUUUGUACUUCAACUGUUUAUUCUCUCCCCCUUCUGGAGGAAUUUCCAGGUGUAUUAAUGACGUGAGCGGUCAGACAGCCAUCCAGUCAUGGCGCUGUGGUGGUGCGGGUUGGCUGCAGCGUGGUUUCCCCUGCUCUUCUCAUCACUGCUCUGGCAAACGAUCUCCCCCAUACAUGCCAUCCCAUCCUGCCCACGGAGCUGUAGCUGUCCGGGUGUUAAAGAGGUCCACUGUACUUUCAGACACCUCGCCACCAUACCAAAAACCUUUCCUAAAGACACAGAGAGGCUCAACCUCGGUUAUAACAGCGUGACGGAGGUGGAGGGGUCAGAAUUCAGGUCACUACUGCAACUGGAAAUGCUCAUGUUGCAUGGCAACGACAUUAGCACAAUCCACCCUGGGGCGUUUUACAGCCUGAGAUCACUACAGAUCUUGAAGUUGAGUUACAACAAGCUAAUAUCUUUGAACCCGGCUUUGUUUGAGGGCCUUGUUGGCUUAAUCCGUCUUCAUCUGGACCACAACCUCAUCGACUUUAUCGAGCCAUACUCCUUCUCUGGCCUGACCUCCCUAAAACUCCUACAGCUGGAGGGGAACCUUCUCAAAGAGAUCCACCCUCAUACCUUCAUAACGGUGUCACUACUAGGAAGCUUUUGGACCUCUGGACUCAAACACUUACACCUGUCAGACAAUCUGUUGGAGCAGCUCCCUGCAGCAGCACUGAAGACAGCUCCCAGGCUUGAGAUCCUCUCUCUACAUGGUAAUCCCUGGACCUGUGACUGUCAACUGCACUGGUUAAUAGAAUGGAGCUCUACACAUGAAGGAGUAAUAAAGUGUAAGAAGGAACGUGGCUCCAGUGAAACUUGCCCUCAGUGCUCCUCUCCUCAACCCCUGAAUGAGACCCUUUUGCUAGGACUGACUCCCGACAAGCUUACCUGUGAACGACCAGCUCUUCGCUCAGCCCUCAAAAAGUGGGAUAAUCCUGUGUGGGCUGAAUCUGAAGCAGAACCCGACCUCCCGUACACCCGUGACUUUGAGAAGCCUUUAGGCCAUCUGACCAUCGUUCUCUCUGACAGCCAUGGAAACAGUGCUCACGUCGCAUGUGAUAUGCGACAUCCUGGAGACAGUUCACCCAUGACUUGGACAGCAAAUCCACAUUCAACUGGGGGGUUGUCUGUCAAUGUGUCACUGGGGACUGUCCUUGAGUGUGAAAUUGAUCGGGAGAAAUUGCAAAACCUAUGGCAAUUGGUCGCAUAUUACUAUGAAAGCCCUGCUAUCUUGGAGAGAGGUCAGCAGAGAGGAAAUGCAAGCAGAGUAACCUAUCAAUAUGUCCAAGUCGUAAAUGAAAAUUCCCCAUAUUUCACAGAAUUAAAAGGGUAUUUGGUAGCAGAGCCCUCUUGGCUGCUUCAACCCAGAGUCACUUUGAGGCUCAACAGACAGCAGACAACAACCAAGAAACUGGUGAUGGAUUUCACUACUGUAAUAACCAAGCAUAUCAACAGCCAUAGAGGGCCGGCAGAGGACAAUGUCCUUGCCACGCCCUGGGCUCUAAUUCGUAGAGGGACAGCACGGCGGGUUCAGACCGCUCUUGAGGGUUCAAAAGUUAACUUGGAGUGCAACGUUGUCACUUCAGAUCCUGAGGUUAAAGUAGAGUGGAUGCUUCCAGAUUUGUCCAUUGUGGAAGAUGCAACUGAUAAAAUUGAAAUUUCUGAAAGAGAAGAACUUGUGAUUUUAAAUGCCACACUGUUUGACUCGGGCCUUUACCACUGCAUGGUCAGAACCAAAGCCGGUGUGGACUUGAUGCCUCUGAGGCUCACCAUCAAAGAACUCUCACUCAGCCCCACCGCUUUCAAUGGUCAGAAAAUUGUAGUUGAAAAAGGACAGUCUUUUUCCCUACCUUGUGAGGUGACCUCAGUCCAGCCCAGUCAAACUAUGUGGUACUUACCCAAAAACCAAAUUCUUCUACCCACGCAACAGACAAGACGGACAGAAGUGAUGGAAAAUGGGACUUUGGUUGUAAGGAGGUUGACACAGGAAGAUGCAGGGGAAUACAACUGCUUGGCCUCAAAUCUGUAUGGAGUUGACAUGCUAUCACACCUGGUGGAAGUAACAGGAGAAAAGGCCUCUGAUAGGGCCAAAGUACAGACUGCGGAAGAGCAGCAGAUCUUGCCACUUGACGUGGAGGAAGGAGAGGGUUCAGGGGGAGAUUACCAGGAAAUUAUACGUCCUUUUUCUACGCAGUUCCCCAGGAAGGUAGCAACACAGCAAAGGAAUCCUAAUGAGUUUUCAAAAAGGAUAAGAAUUAAAGAUUCUAAGAGAAAACCCAAUAAAUCUGUUAAGGAAUUAGAUCCAAGUCGUUGGGCAGAGAUACUGGCUAAAGCUAAUGCUAAACCAAGUGUUGCUCUGCCCACAGAACAGUCAUUACCAGAGCCCAGCAUUGAAACUGUCCAAUCAAGUACGUCCAAACCUACUACGACAACUGCUACUACUGCUACAUUCAAACAUGCUCCGACAACUGCUACUACUGCUAACAACUUACCCCCUGCUGCUAUCCCUCCUGAUAUUAGGAUAGAGACAACAAAUUUGCCCAUCAGCAGAAAAGCUAAGACUGAAGCCUAUUCUACAGAGAAGAAAAGAUAUAACUCUGAAACAUUGCAAAGUCUGCCAGAGGUUUUACAACCUCCGCCUUCCAGAAGUACAGAACCAACCGCACAUCGUGUUAGUGGGAUCGCAGAAAAAGCAGGAGCUGUCACAGACCCCCCUGCUGUUGGAUCUCCUCAGCCAGUCGAUCAGUCAGAAAAUAAGCACUCUGGAGAGGGGAGAAGGAACAACAACCUUGUUCCUGGUCAGUCAAACAGGAGAAGGCCGCCUUAUAGACGUAGAAAACCCCCAAUGAGAAGAGUCCGUCCUCACCAUUCAGCAAACAAGCCCCAAACAACUGUUCCCCUAACAACAACCACUACACCAACAACAACGACGAUCACAACUACAACUACCACUACUACUACUACUACUACUACUACUACUACUACUAUUACUACUACAACAACUGUUCCAACCACAGUGGAAAACGAUGAAUCCUUAUCUGCUGAGUAUCAGACAGAGGAAGAUGAAGGUGAAUACUUUGAAGAAUAUAAUUACAAGGAUAGUGGUAGUUUGGAUGCCAAGGAAGAUGAUCUUGACCUUACCACAUUACUAUCAGUUAGAGAAAAAGAAGUAGGUAGCUCUCCACCUAAUCCAAAGACGAUUGUCACUCCAAAGCUCGUUAGUACCCCUCAUCCAAAUGAAAGGACUGUUGAAGAGAAAGAGGAUGACACUGUAAAGCUAAGGGUAUCUGAGACACAGAGGGUCGAGAUCAGAACACAAACUAAAGAAAAGGACAGAGACAGUAAAGAUCUUACAGAAGAGGGUGAGAGGGAGGUAAUAACAGCAAUGGAAGGGCAAGAAAAACACAAAACAGACACAGAUGGCAGUGUGAAAGACACAGAAAAAUCUGAAAAGGAGUGGGUUACACAGAGCCACAAUACGCGGGAUAGUAUCCGGUUAACCACACAAAAUAAACCACGAUCUAACACUCAACCUUCACCAGAACAAAAUACACCAACCCAAGCAAGAUCUUCAUCUACCAAGGUCAUUACCUCACAUUCAACAAGAGACAGAACAAGAGAAGAAGUCACACAGAAAGAGGAUAAAGACGUAAACAAGCCAAAAGUGAAGCUUGAGAUUGACAGUUUCCCAAUAAUGGAGCCGGUUCACCCCUGGCUCCAUCAGAACAAACAGGGAGAAGGGCAAACUACUACUUCUAGGACGACACACACAAACCAAGACAGAAAUACAGGAAGACAAGGGGAAAUGAAUCCAGGCAGGCAUUCCCAGCCGCCCAGAGUCCCACCGACGUCCCAUUGGCCUUCACAACAUCAUCAUUACUACCCUUCCUGGCCAGGUCAAAGCUCAUUUCCUCAUCCAAGGCAAGGUCCUGGGUCACACCCUGUGCCCACUCAUAGACCCUGGCCUCUCCCCCACCCCUGGGCUCAAGGCCCGGUUGUCACCAACCGACCAGAGAUCACAGCUGAAACAGUGAAGCCCACACCCACAGUUUCUGGAACAACAGGAAACUCCAGAGUUGUGCUCUCUAAUCCCCAUCUGUCACAGCCUCAUCACCAUCAUCAAAAUCAUCAUGUGGAUGGAAGGACCCAAACCAGAGACCAACUGUUUCUAUCAAGGCUGAGGAACAGAUACAGACAGGCGCAGCUUGAUCGAAUCGCUCAGUUAGGGAGGAUAGUGACACCCAAACCUCACUACAAUCCUCCAUCCCCCAUCACACCUAAACCCAACCCUCCAUCUCCACAUAGACCCUACACCCCCACACCACCAGCACCAACUGCUUCAUACACUUACAACCUGCAACCUCUGAACCAUGCUAAAUCUUCAUCAUCAUCGUUCUCUGGUUUCAUUCCAACCCCUCGUCCUUACCACCCCACCACCCUUGGAGUACUGUAUGGAGGUCGGUGGCCUGUUGGAGCAGGACGAAUCAGCUCUCGGCGGCCAACGGCUGUACCUCCUUUCCCAUGGGUGUUGGGAGCUGGAAGUGAUGGGCUGAAGCCCCAUAUUACCACAGUAACCACAGUUAGUGUGUCAGUACUGGCGGAGAGUGAAGUGUUCAUGCCCUGCAAAGCAACAGGGAAUCCGGAACCCAACAUUGCAUGGACCAAAGUCUCCACAGGUGCCACCAUUGCAGCCAACACCAAGCAUGGUCCCCGUUUUGAAGUCUUCAAAAAUGGAACUUUUGUUAUUAAAAACAUCCAGCUUCAGGAUAGAGGCCAGUACCUCUGCACAGCCCAGAACAGCUUCGGAUCAGAUCGCAUGGUCAUCACCUUAGCUGUCCAGACUGAGGCACCCAAGAUCCAGCCGCCCAAGUACACAGAGAUAGAAGUGUACUUAGGGAAAAGUGUGACACUUGACUGCCUCGCCUCGGGAAAACCACCUGCCCAAAUUUCCUGGAUCCUUCCGGACAGGACGUUUGUACGUGAAGUCGGGACUGUUCACACCCCCCUUUCUCCGAUGUCUCUGCUUCAAAAUGGAACCCUGCAAAUUCAUUCUCUCAAUUUCUCCAGCAAAGGGAACUAUAAAUGUAUUGCAAGCAAUGCAGCAGGUGCUGAUACAAUCACUUAUCAUCUCCAUGUGGCAGCUCUACCUCCAAGCAUCAGUGAAGGAGCAAUGGAUACUGUGAUCAUUCAGCCAGGCAGGAGUCUGUAUGUCCACUGCUCUGUGAAGGGCGAACCAGUGCCCGCUCUGAAAUGGAUGCUCCCAGCAGGUGUCCAUGUUAAGCCAUCACAGUUUCUUGGACGCAGGCUGUUUGUCUUCCCCAAUGGGACACUGUAUGUGAAGAGUGUUUCGCCAGAUGAUGCUGGGAGGUACGAGUGUUUGGCUACUAAUGCUGUGGGCAUUGCCAAAAGAACCAUCCGGCUGGAGGUGAUGGCAAAUUCUCCCUCCCUCUCCCGCCAGCCUCCUCCUCCUCUUCCCAUCCCUCCAACCCAACGCCAUGGUGUGCCAUCCCGACAGCACUCUGUCUCAGCUAUGUACGGUUCGGCGGUCUACCUCCACUGUCCAGAGUCUACCGGAUCCACAAGAGGAACCAUCUGGCAGCUACCCUCCAAGACCAUCUUGGAACAUCGAUACAGUCCGGAGAGACCAAUUAAAGUUUUCCGUAAUGGGACCCUGAGGAUACUUCAGCUAACAGAGCUGGAUGGUGGAAAUUAUCUAUGUGUCUUUCAGCGGCCCAAUGGGGAGGACAUGGAGCUCUUCCAGGUGGAGGUGUUAAUGACCCCUCCCAGAAUUGAACACGUGAGGACUGCACAGACCAGGGUCACUUUUGGAGAAAAUUUCCAGGUGGAUUGUGUUGCAACAGGCCUCCCUGAUCCAGAAGUUACAUGGAGUCUUCCAGAUGGAACUUUAAUCAACAAUGCUCUUCAAUCGGAUGACAGCGGCCUUCGCAAUCGCCGCUAUGUUAUUUUUGGCAAUGGAACUUUACUUCUCCAGCAAAUGGGCAAAAGAGAUGAGGGAGACUACACUUGUUAUGCAAAGAACAAACUUGGCAAGGAUGAAAGAAAAGUGAGCGUCAAAGUGGGACCGAAUGCUCCAAAAAUUAGAUUGAAAUCCCAAUCACUGGUUACAGUAAAGUUAGGAGAAUCAGCUAAAUUGAGUUGUCAGGCAACAGGUGAACCUACACCAAAGAUCAUGUGGAUCUCACCCAGAAAUGAUGUGAUAUCUUUGUCAUCAAACAAAUUUCAGAUCAUGGACGAUGGGAUGUUAGUGGUGAAAAAAGUAGUACUGGCAGAUGAAGGGAAAUAUGCAUGUGUGGCACGAAAUUCUGCUGGUGAUGAUGUUAAAAACAUGAAACUUGAAGCUAAACUCCAGGAUCCCUUUAUCAAUGGCAUGAAAGGGAGGAGCACUGCAAAAGUUUUGGCUGUUUCUUACCAAACAGCUCUUCUUGAUUGCACAGUGGAAGGGAAACCCGAACCAAGAGUCUGGUGGGUUACUCCUUAUGGCCACUCGCUCCCAACACCCUACCUGGGCGGUCGCUUCCAAGCCCACCGGAAUGGGAGCUUGGAGCUGAGAGGGGUGAGGAAAACAGAUGAAGGGAGGUACAUGUGUCUGGCUAAAAACAAUCUGGGGGAAGCCUCACUUUUGGUUGAAUUAGACGUGGCAUCAAUAGCUGAGAAACCAAGUUUUGCUGUUCCCAAUAUUGAAAUUUUACCAAUAAAGCAAGACAGUGGGGCAUUCAACUUGGAGUGCCCUGCUCGUGGCAAGCCAAACCCAGAGUUUGCAUGGGUUCUACCCAAUGGGACGAUGUUAGCACCUGGUGUUAGACUCCAACGCUUCACACAUCAUCUGGGUAACGGAACUCUACAGAUCUCUCAACCAGUUGCGAGUGAUAAGGGAGUGUACCGGUGCCUAGCAAAAAAUGUGGCAGGACAAGCAGAGAAACGUUAUGCGCUGGAGACGGGCAGAAAGCCAGUGAUCAGAGGUUCUACAGGUGGGAUGAAGAUCACUUACGGCCUCAAUCUCAACUUGCCUUGCACGGUGGAUGGCUGGCCACAGGCGUCAAUCACAUGGACCCUACCUAAUGGCCUUGUUUUGGACAAACCACAAACCAUUGGCCGAGUAUUUUUUCUUGCCAAUGGGACCCUCCAACUCAGGCAGGUCGCCACCUUUGACAAAGGAACAUACAUCUGUAAAGCCUCCAACGCUUUUGGCUCGUCAACAUUAUCCUACCCAGUUGCAGUGAUGGUUUUCCCUCCACAUAUCACCAAUACGCUGACCUCAAUUACAAGAGUCAACCGGGGAUCACCAGUGAAGUUAAAUUGUGUUGCAACUGGCAUUCCCAAGCCGGAUAUUUCUUGGACGUUGCCUGGACGCACAACGCUGGUUCCACAUAGCCGGUUCACAGUGCAGGGAGGGAUUCAUAUGACAGAGGAGGGCAGUCUGGUUAUACAGAACCCGAUGCUCAUGAACUCUGGCAUUUACAAGUGCAAUGCCAAAAACGCACUCGGAACAGACUUUAAAUCUACUUACCUACAAGUGGUCUGAGUGACAGUUAUAAUUGUUCUAUUGGGAAAAUGUCACAGCAGAAUUAAGACUGCAUGAGGACUUUUCUAUCAGGAUUUGAAUAUUCAGAAUAAUAAAGAUACUCUGGAUAGAGACUUAAAACUGCCUGACUGGCAGCUUGGCUUGGGACACCUUGCAAAGCUGUUUCCACUGAACAAUGAUGUUUCAAAUGUGGGAUUCACGGAUAACAUUCACCUUUUGUGAUUUUUCACUGCAGUGUUUUGUUUGUUUGUUUUUUGGUGCAAAUGUUACAGAAGUCAUUUAAUUCUAUAUUUUGGACCUUAAAAUGUAUUUUCAUUUCUCUAAAGGCCUUUACACACCAGGGGCGUUAUUUUCGUGCAAUUAAUUUACACAUCAAUAUAUUGUUUUCAAACUA
Molecule: messenger RNA, 8499 nt
Organism: Sebastes umbrosus (honeycomb rockfish)
Lineage: Eukaryota; Metazoa; Chordata; Actinopteri; Perciformes; Sebastidae
Product: matrix-remodeling-associated protein 5
Exons: 17
Coding region: 609-8105 (2498 amino acids)
Cellular component (GO): extracellular region
Molecular function (GO): protein binding
Source: RefSeq, a predicted model, not a curated record